AGUUGGGCUGCUGGAGUGCGGCGCUACAGCGGAGCACAGGGGGAGCCGGCGGGCGGCGGGCGAGGGGGUGGCGGGGACGCGAGGGCGGCCGCGGGGCGCAGGGAAGGCGUCCGCAGGGCUGCAGCCUUCCGAGGGCCAGCGCUCGCCGAGCCCGGGGCUGGGUCCGAGCCGUGACGAGGCGGCAGCCCCGCGCGCACCAAAGAGGAGGCGGCUGUGGCGGCAGCGGCGGCCCCAGCCAUGCUGUGCUAUGUGACGAGGCCGGACGCGGUGCUGAUGGAGGUGGAGGUGGAGGCGAAAGCCAACGGCGAGGACUGCCUCAACCAGGUGUGCAGGCGAUUGGGAAUCAUAGAAGUUGAUUAUUUUGGACUGCAGUUUACGGGUAGCAAAGGUGAAAGUUUAUGGCUAAAUCUAAGAAACCGGAUCUCCCAGCAGAUGGAUGGGCUAGCCCCCUACCGGCUUAAACUGAGAGUGAAGUUCUUCGUGGAGCCUCAUCUCAUCUUACAGGAGCAGACUAGACAUAUCUUUUUCUUGCACAUCAAGGAGGCCCUCUUGGCCGGCCACCUCCUCUGUUCCCCAGAGCAGGCAGUGGAGCUCAGCGCCCUCCUGGCCCAGACCAAGUUUGGAGACUACAACCAGAACACUGCCAAGUAUCACUAUGAGGAGCUGUGUGCCAAGGAGCUCUCCAGCACCACCUUGAACAGCAUCGUUGCAAAGCAUAAGGAGUUGGAGGGGACCAGCCAGGCUUCGGCUGAAUACCAGGUUCUGCAGAUCGUGUCGGCCAUGGAGAACUACGGCAUAGAGUGGCACUCCGUGAGGGACAGCGAAGGGCAGAAGCUCCUCAUUGGGGUUGGACCGGAAGGAAUCUCAAUUUGUAAAGAUGACUUUAGCCCCAUUAAUAGGAUAGCUUAUCCUGUGGUGCAGAUGGCCACCCAGUCAGGAAAGAACGUGUACUUGACGGUCACCAAGGAGUCUGGGAACAGCAUCGUGCUCUUGUUUAAAAUGAUCAGCACCAGGGCGGCCAGCGGGCUCUACCGAGCAAUAACUGAAACACAUGCUUUCUACAGGUGUGACACAGUGACCAGUGCCGUCAUGAUGCAAUAUAGUCGCGACUUAAAGGGCCACUUGGCGUCUCUGUUUCUGAAUGAAAACAUUAACCUUGGCAAGAAGUAUGUCUUCGAUAUUAAAAGAACAUCAAAGGAGGUAUACGACCACGCCAGGAGGGCUCUGUACAAUGCCGGGGUUCUGGACCUUGUUUCAAGAAGCGACCAGAGCCCUCCAAACUCACCUCUCAAGUCGUCAGAAAGCAGCAUGAACUGCAGUAGCUGCGAGGGCCUCAGCUGCCAGCAGACCAGGGCGCUGCAGGAGAAGCUGCGCAAGCUGAAGGAGGCCAUGCUGUGCAUGGUGUGCUGCGAGGAGGAGAUCAACUCCACCUUCUGCCCCUGCGGCCACACUGUGUGCUGCGAGAGCUGCGCAGCCCAGCUGCAGUCUUGUCCAGUCUGCAGGUCACGCGUGGAGCACGUCCAGCACGUCUAUCUGCCAACUCACACCAGUCUUCUCAAUCUAACUGUAAUCUAAUCUGUUGUGCAUUUAUUGGACUUGCCAUUUUCCAUGAACUGCACUAUUAUAAACUGUACAAAUGAUUAGAUCGUGGAGAAAAUAAUUACUCCAACACCCAUCUGCCAUGCAACGUUUUGAAAAAAAAAAAAAAAGAAGAGAAAUAAGAACACAACCGCUCCUCACUGCAAAAACAUAUCCAUGCGUAGAAUCAACUCCAUUGGUGGACCCAGGAAGAGCUCUGGGACACAGACACAUUCCUUGGACUUUCAUUUUUUAUGAUCAAGUAAAGGUAAAAUCUUGAUGUCAGUUAAGUGGCAACACAGCCAAGAAAGUUGGGUACCUUUUAGGAAAUGAUGUCGUUAAGUCUCCUUAAUGUAUCCCAAGGUAAGUUUCCUACCUGCAGCAGAUUUUGUAAGAAUUAGUUUUAAGAAUUUACCUGGUUCAUUUUGUAUGAUCAUGGAGCUCCAGACAUUUUUAAUAGGAAAAUUUUUCUCAAAGAGUCGUCGUUUUAAUGUCAUUUCUGUUUGUAUAACUUGUUCAAGAAUGAUUGAAGGCAAACAGAUUUAAAAUUCAAUUCUGUGACUUUUAAAAAGUUGACAACAAUGUUGUCAGAUUUAAACCAGUCUGGCUAGGAGAAAGCAGAUCACUCAACAUGGGUGGCUUCCUGUUCCUUCUUUUCGCUCCCUCUCUCCCUCCCCUCCAAGCCUUUCGAUUAUAGAAUGCUAACAAUUUGGUCAUAAGAUCUCUGUGCAGUAGUCAAGCACUCCCCCGGCCUCUUGAGUUGGUAGAAUAUUUUAUCCAGAUCGAGAAGGGCAAGCAUUCUGCUUGGGAAGGGGAAGCAGAGCUUACUGAGAGUCGGAGCCUCACGUGUCCGAGUGAGGGUGGUUCGUCACUUCUCCCAAGCACUCGACUCCAGCCUCACCCAUCGGUGUCGCUUUGCUUGAACUAUCCAGCCUUCUACAGCCUUAUCAUACGUAUCUAGAUAUUGUAUCCUUUUUGUGUCUGCUUUUCGGGGGGUGGGGGAUUGUGUUUUUUUAAGUAAAUGCUUAAAUAUAUGGGUUGUCCCCUCUAUAUGUUUCAGAGGGGUUUUGGUUUUUGGUUUUUUUUUUUCGGUAUUCUUAAACAUGUUUCCCACUCCCACUUGGGCAUUUUGGAAGCUGGUCAGCUAGCAGGUUUUCUGGGAUGUCAGGGAACCUAGAUGACCUUAUCGGGUGCAAUACUAGCUAAGGUAAAGCUAGAAACCUACACUGUCACUUUACUGAGAUUUCUGAGUAUACUUUUCAUAUUGCCUUAAUGUAGCAGUAAUGUGUUUAUGCAUUUGUUUCUUUGCACAGACAUUUUGUCAGAUAUUAAAACUCUACUUUUUUAUGGCACAUAUUAGCAUAUAAGCCUUUAUUCCAAGAGGUAUUUAUUUUUUCACUUGUAAAAAAAUAAUGUUUCCACAUAAAUAACUCUGUUAUAUCCUAGAGGACUUGUGUCUUUUAUAUUCAGGAUAAUAAAGACUUCAGAGCAAA
This is a messenger RNA of Propithecus coquereli (Coquerel's sifaka), 3071 nucleotides long. It is a transcript of the gene MYLIP, whose product is annotated as myosin regulatory light chain interacting protein. The record is from RefSeq and is a predicted model, not a curated record. The transcript is spliced from 7 exons. Gene Ontology annotation, cellular component: cytoskeleton. Gene Ontology annotation, biological process: ubiquitin-dependent protein catabolic process. The coding region runs from base 238 to 1575 and encodes 445 amino acids. Gene Ontology annotation, molecular function: cytoskeletal protein binding; ubiquitin-protein transferase activity. Lineage: Eukaryota; Metazoa; Chordata; Mammalia; Primates; Indriidae.